UCCGUUUAAAAGUGUUCAUUCAUAUGCGGUGAGCAGAUAAUUCAACAUGAUUUUGUGGUAUUUGUUGUUAGCGCUGGCCUUUUGGACUGUUGCGUUCAAGUAUAAGAGACGUAGGAUGUACAAGUUAGCGGCACUUGUGCCAGGUCCCAAAAAUGAGUAUCCGAUAAUUGGUGUUGCUCAUGAUUUGGUGGGAACUACUGAGGAUAUUUUGCGUACUUUGCAAAGAUAUAGUUACGAAGCGAUGGAACAUAAUGGUACGGUUAGGGGUUGGCUGAAUCACAUUCUUUAUUUUUUGGUAGUACAUCCUACUGACUUGGAAAUGAUAUUGAAAACAUGCUUAGAAAAAGAUGAUCUUCAUAGGUUUAUACAAAAAGUCAUCGGAUAUGGAGGAAUAUUUGCACCAGUUUCAAUCUGGAGACGACGACGAAAAAUAUUACUUCCUACGUUUAGUCCAAAAAUACUCGAAACUUUCGUUGAAGUUUUCUCCGAACAAAGUGAGAAACUUGUAAGUAGAUUAGGAGAACGAGCCCCACAGAGCUCUUUCAGUAUCUGGCCUUUUGUAUCAUCAUACACAUUAGAUUCCGUGUGCGAAACUGCUAUGGGAGUGAAAAUAAAUGCUCAAAGCGAUCCCACUUCCUCACCCUUUCUGGCUUCAUUGACAAGUCUCCUUAAUAUUGUAUGUGCGAGGAUUUUCCACCUGUGGCUGCAGCCAGAUUGGCUGUUUAAACUUUUCCCACAAUUCAAUGAACAUGAGAAAUGUAUAAAAACAUUACAUGACUUUACGGACGAGGUUAUUGAAAAGAAAAGAAUGGAACUCCAGGAGGAUAAAACAAGUCAAACGGAAGUGGACCACCAUUUAGAUUUACAAGAUUAUCAAAGAAAAAGUUUUCUGGAUCUAUUAAUUAAGUUGUCUGGUGGAGAGAAGGGUUAUACAAAUGUGGAGUUGAGAGAAGAAGUUAUGACUCUGACAAUCGCUGGAACAGAUACAUCUGCUGUUGCGAUCGGAUUUACUCUCAUAUUGUUAGGAAAAUAUCCAAAGAUACAGGAUAAAGUUUAUGAAGAGUUGUAUGGAGUGUUUGGAGAUUCCAAACGUCCUUUAGUAAAAGAAGAUUUACUGAAGUUAAAAUAUUUAGAGCGAGUGGUAAAGGAGUCAUUAAGGCUAUUCCCGCCUGUGCCUUUUAUAAUAAGAAAAAUUGAUAAAGAAAUAGAAUUGCCGACAGGUAAGCGUCUUCCAGCUGGAGCUGGGGCAGUUAUAUCAAUUUGGGGUUGUCACAGAAACCCUGAAUUCUGGGGUCCGGAUGCUGAGUGCUUUGACCCAGACAGGUUCCUACCGGAGCGUUUCGACUUAGUAAAACCUGGUAGUUACUUACCUUUUAGUAACGGACCCAGAAAUUGUCUUGGAUACCAGUACGCAUUGAUGUCAAUCAAGACAGCUUUAUGUGCAAUAUUAAGAAAUUACAAAAUACUUGGAGAACCCGAAGCCACUCCUAUACCUCAUAUAAGAGUAAAAUUAGACGUCAUGAUGAAGGCCGUGGAUGGGUAUCAAGUUUGUUUAGAAAAAAGAAAAUCAGCUGCUUAGUGAAAGCCCAAGGUUUUUUUUUUUAUUGAAAAAACAAACUCGUUUGUAUUUUUUAGUAUUUUCUACUCAAAUAUUUAUUUAAAAAAAUGCUUUAAUUUUCGCCUUUCGUUUGUUAAAAGGUAUAAGUUUUCACAAUUCAAUAUCUUGUCAUAAAAAGACAUAUACUUGAAGUUGAAUGGGAGACACAGAAAUAAAUUCUGUUAUUAAAGAAUAGUGAGAAGAUUUUGUUAUUAUUUCUUAUAAGUCUUUAGAGGAAAUAUAAAAAAGCAAACAUGUUUAUUCAUUUUACAUUUAGGUUUUGGUUAGUCGCGUCCUCUAAAAGAAGUUCCCAUUUAAAUGAACGAAUUUCAUAAUAUUACAUUCUAAUAUAUAGAAAUCGUAGACUUUGUCAAUGUUUAUAUAGCAUAUGACGUUUUUAGAAAAAAAACGACUUUGGAUAAUUGCUCGUAGGACAAUUACUAAACAAGUUUUAAGGUCACGUUAAGUACUCCUGGUUAUAAUCUAACGUUGUAAUAAAUACAUUUUAUAAGGAAAUAUGAGAAAACAUAAAUUAUAAUAUAUAUGUAAUAAAUGUUUAUUAAAUAAUGAUAUUUAACGAGUGAUACCAGGAAUAUAAUCUAAUAUAUAUGUUUCAAUUUAAUAUAAGCUUGGCUCAUAAAAAAUUGUCCUUAUAAUUCUGAUUUAAUAUUGCAACAUUGUAUUUAUUCUUUAUUAAAAACCUAAAUAAUUUUGGGUAUAUUAUAAACACGAAAGCUAGAUAGGUUAACUUUUUGAAAGUUAUUGUAUACAAUGGUUCAUAGAAAUAUAAAACAUUGGCAUAUCGAUCUAUUCUCGAGAGAAAUAAUAAAUGUAUUUCAAUGUUGAUAUAAUUCUAAACCAUACUAACAAAAAACUUAGAUAAAUCCCCAAUAUAAUAUAGUAUUGAAAUAUAAA
This is a messenger RNA of Danaus plexippus (monarch butterfly), 2512 nucleotides long. Its product is annotated as cytochrome P450 4C1-like. The record is from RefSeq and is a predicted model, not a curated record. NCBI's taxonomy places the organism in Eukaryota, Metazoa, Arthropoda, Insecta, Lepidoptera, Nymphalidae. The transcript is spliced from 10 exons. Bases 47 to 1579 code for a protein of 510 amino acids. Gene Ontology annotation, molecular function: iron ion binding; monooxygenase activity; oxidoreductase activity, acting on paired donors, with incorporation or reduction of molecular oxygen.